Molecule: messenger RNA, 1638 nt
Organism: Acanthosepion pharaonis
Lineage: Eukaryota; Metazoa; Mollusca; Cephalopoda; Sepiida; Sepiidae
Source: the annotation of a GenBank genome assembly
AUGGACGAGGAAAAGUCCUCCAAAGUGGAGCGUAUGACGCGUGUCGGUGAAAUCCCACCGGAAGCCAGAGAGCCGACAACUCUUCUGACGAUUAAGGCAUCAGCAUUUCAUAUCUCAUCGCUUUCUUUCCUUUUCCAUUCUCUUUAUUUCUUUGAUUUUCUUUCAUUCCAUUGCUUUUUAUUCAAUUUUUUCUUUCCUUCCUUCGACAUUUUCAUUCGUUGCUUUCAAUGUUUAGUUUCAUUUUUUUUCUUUCGUUCGAUAAUUCUUUACAAUACUUUUCUUUCAAUAAUAUCUUUCAAUACUUUUUUCAAUAAUUUCUUUCAAUACAUUCUUUCAUUGCUUUUCUUUCAAUGCUUCCCUUUCAAUAGUCAAUAUUUAUAUCAAUACUUUUUAGAAAAUGUCUUUAAAUACCUUCUUUCAAUACUUUCGUUCGAUUACUUUUCUGUCAAUGCUUUCUUUCAAUACUUUUCUUUCAAUUCCUCCUUACAGUACUUUCUUUCAAUACCUUUCUUUCCAUGUUUCUUUCAAACAAUGCUACUGUUUGAUACUCUCUUUCAAUACUUCUCUUCCAAUACUUUAUUUCAAUAUUUUCUUUCAUUACUUUUCUUUAAAUACUUUCUUUCGAUACCUUUCUUUCAAUAUCUUCUUUCAGUACUUCUUUUCCAAUACUUUCUUUCAAUAUUUUCUUUCGGUACUUUUUCGAUUCUUUUCUUUCAAUACUCCCUCUCAGGACUUUCUUUCAAUACUUUUCUUUCGAUACUUUCAAUACUUCUUUUUCAAUGUUUUUAUACACUUUUUCUUUUGAUACGUUUCUUCAAAUACUUUCUUUCAAUACUUUUUCAAUACUUUCUUUCGGUACUUUACUUUCGAUACUUUCCUUUUGAUACUUUCUUCCAGUGCUUUCUUUCAAUACUUUACUUUCGAUGCUUUUCUUUCACUACUUUCUUUCAUUACUUUUUUGUAUACUUCAAUGCUUUUCUUUCAAUACUUUUACUUCAAUACUUUCUUUUACUGUGUUCUUUUAAUAUAUUUCUUUCAAUACUCUCUUUCAGUACUUUCCUUUCAAUACUUUUCUCUCUAUACUUUCUUAAAACACUUUCUUUCAAUACUUCUGUUUCAGUACUUUCCUUCAAUACUUUUCUUUCGAUGCGUUCAGUACUUUAUCCAAUACUCCCUUUCAAUACUUUCAAUACUUUCUUCUUUAUUUUCCUUUCAAUACUUUCUUUCUAUACUUUUAUUUCAGUACUUUCUUACGCUCCAUUCAUUGAAUUUGCUUCAUUUUUUUAUUUUAGCUUUUUGUUCCCCUUCAUCAUUCAAUAUACUUUCUUUCUUUCUUUCUUUCUUUCUUUCUUUCUUUCUUUCUUUCUUGCUCGUUUGCUGCAGUUCAGCUUAUGUUAUUUAUUCAUAUUUUUUUCUUGCUUUUCGGCAUGCUUCUAUCGUUCUUUUAUUCAGUACUUUCUUCCCUUUCUUUCAUUCAACACGUUUCUUUUUUUUCUCGGCAUUUUUCUUUCAUUUAAUCUCUUCCUACUCUCUGUUUCUAUCAGUGUUUUGUUUUCUUUCAUCUUUUUUCUUUCCCCUUUCUUUUAUCUCUCCUGUUCAAUCCUUUCGUUCCCUCCUCCUCUUCUUCUUUUUCUUUAA